UAUUUUUUUCUCUCUUUCUCAAUCAUUCUCUAUAUGCUCCUUUUUUUAACCCUCUUUCUUCUGGGGUCACAACCAAUCAUCGCCACGCUAUUGCUCUGUUUCUCUCCCUUUCUCUAAAAGAUUCCCCAUUUUCUUCUCUCUUCACAUUCACACACUCUUCUCUUCUUUUCUUCACUCUUUUCCUCAUAACAACAACACUUUUUCUCCGUUUCUUCUUCUUUACCCAUUUCGUUUUUCCUAUCAAGGCUCCAACUUAACCCCUCUUUAGGGUUUCUAACCCCUUUCAAGUGUGGCAGAGAGGUGAUGCAAUGAAGCAGUCUUUUAAUCCUUCAUUUUUUGGUCCUUCAAAGAUUCCACCUACUAAUGCACCUGGAAAAUUAGAACAUGGUUCGUUAGAAGUUUUAUCUGGAUCUGAUGCAUACCAUGCUUCUUCUGAUGCCAGUCUCUUUUCUAGCUCAUUACCUGUACUUCCACAUGAGAAAUUGAACUUAAAUGAAACUGAAAAUGGUUUUCAAUCUGUUGAUGACAUCUCAACUGACUUUAAAAAGCUUCAUCAAGAGGUAGAGCUCAAUGGUUCCCUUGAGGAUGGUAAUAAUCAUGCAAUUGGAACCAUGCUUCCUGGUGACGAUGAUGAGCUUUUGGCCGGCAUAUUGGAUGACUUUGACCUAAGUGGUUUACCCGGUUCUCUUGAGGACUUGGAAGAUUAUGAUAUUUUUGGUAGUGGUGGAGGUUUGGAACUUGAAACUGAUACACAGGAAAGUCUAAGUGUGGGAGUAUCUAAGUUAAGCUUCUCUGAUAGCUCUUCUGGCAAUGGUUUUCCCCCUUAUUCUCUUCCUAAUGGGGUCGGAAGCGGAGCUGUUGCUGGAGAACAUCCAUAUGGAGAGCAUCCUUCUCGAACAUUGUUUGUUCGAAAUAUUAACAGUAAUGUGGAGGAUAAUGAGCUGCGAACUCUUUUUGAGCAAUAUGGUGAUAUUAGAACCCUAUAUACUGCAUGUAAACACAGGGGAUUUGUGAUGAUAUCGUAUUAUGACAUCCGUGCUGCUCGAACAGCUAUGCGUGCAUUACAAAACAAACCUUUGCGGCGUAGGAAACUUGACAUUCACUUUUCAAUACCCAAGGAUAAUCCAUCGGACAAAGAUAUCAAUCAAGGAACCUUGGUAGUUUUCAAUUUGGAUCCAUCGGUUUCAAAUGAAGACCUCCGCCAAAUAUUUGGGGCUUACGGAGAGGUCAAAGAGAUAAGGGAAACUCCUCAUAAGAGGCAUCAUAAGUUUAUUGAAUUUUAUGAUGUCAGAGCUGCGGAAGCAGCACUUAAAUUAUUAAAUAGGAGUGAUAUAGCUGGUAAACGCAUAAAGCUUGAACCAAGUCGGCCUGGAGGAGCUCGUCGCAAUUUGAUGCUCCAACUUAAUCAAGAGCUUGACCAAGACGAGUCUCGAAGUCUUAGAUAUCAAGUGGGUUCGCCUCUAGCCAACUCUCCACCAGGUAAUUGGUUACAGUUCAACAGCCCUGUUGAGCAGAGUUCAUUGCCAACUAUCAAUCAUUCUCCCAGUUCUAGUAUCAUGAGCCCAACAACCGGCAGUCAUUUAUCUGGAUUAGCUUCAAUUUUGCAACCACAGACGUCAAAUACAGUUAAGGUCGCAACUAUUGGCAAGGAUAUAGGUAGGAGUAGUCAUGGAGACCACAUAUUUACCAAUAUGAGUUCAUCCUCUGGAUCUACUUUCAACUCACAUUCACUUCCUGAGCCAAAAUUUAGUCAAUAUCGCGGGGCCUUGUCCUCAUUUGGUACAUCAACAUCAAAUGGGUCUUCAGUGGAAACCUUGACCGCUCCACAGUUUCUAUGGGGAAGUCCAAACUUAUCCUCAGCGCAAACCAAACCUUCAGCUUGGCCAAAACCAUCAGUAGGACAUCAACUUAGUACAUCAAACGGAACGAGUCAUGCUUUCCCAUACUCAAGUCGGGGCAAUUCCUUUGUCAAUUCAUCCCAGCAACAUCACCAUCAUCAUGUUGGUUCUGCUCCGUCAGGCUUGCCUUUUCAGAGGCACUUUGGUUUUUUCCCCAAGUCAUCUGAAACUUCAUUGAUGAAUAAUGUUGGCUAUAGUGGCAUGAGUCUUGGGCACACUGAUGGAAAUUACAUGCUUAAUGCCGGCGUCUCUAUUCCAAGAAAUAUGCCUGAUAAUGGUUCAUCAAACUUCAGAAUGAGAUCUUCUCCCAUACUUAGCCCUGUAUUUUUGGGUAAUGGUCUUUAUCCAGGAUUGCUACCUACUGCUAUGGAGAGUUUUACCGACCGUGUUAGCAGUAGAUGGAUCGAUAACAAUGGAAGCCAAGUUGAAAGUAAGAAGUUAUUUCAGCUCGACUUGGAUAAGAUCAGACGUGGGGAAGAUACAAGGACUACAUUGAUGAUAAAGAAUAUUCCAAAUAAAUACACCUCAAAAAUGUUGUUAGCUGCCAUUGAUGAAAAUCAGAAGGGUACCUAUGAUUUUCUCUACCUGCCAAUUGACUUUAAGAAUAAAUGCAAUGUGGGUUAUGCAUUUAUCAACAUGUUGUCACCUUCACUCAUUAUUCCAUUCUACGAGACAUUCAAUGGGAAGAAGUGGGAGAAGUUCAAUAGUGAAAAAGUUGCUUCUUUGGCAUAUGCUCGAAUCCAAGGAAAGAAUGCUCUUGUAAACCAUUUUCAAAAUUCAAGUUUGAUGAAUGAAGAUAAGCGCUGCCGGCCUAUUGUCUUCCACCCAGAUGGUUCUGAAGCCGUUGAGCAGGUCAUACAAGAGAGUUUCCCCUCCUACUAUAGCAAUAUUCAGGCAGUUAACCCAAGUGAUUCGCUUGGAUUUCCUUCAAAGGAUGGUUUUCCUAUGAGUUUGGAUGCAAGUUAAUACUAAAUGAGAAGAUGUAAAGUUGCUAACAGAAGGAUGUAGAUUUUGUAUCAUAAAGUAUUUUGCCCACAAGUUUUAGAAGUUUGGAGCAUUUUGGUUGAUUUUCUGCACAGGUAGGAAAGCUGUCUGUUAAUUAAUGUACUAAACAAGGUGGGAGCAAAAGCUGAAAGGGUAAAGCAAAUAGAUCUUCAGUUUUGCUCAUUUUUGGUUUUUUUGGUGGCUUGUAAUUUGAAUGUUAAUAUGUGGUUUAGAGUUUAGUUAGGUUUGAGAUUAAGGGUACAAAGUUGUAGAGAGAUAAAAAAGACAUCUUUCUAUAUUCCUCUAAUGUAUUGUAUCAGUCAGUACUCUUGAAAACAAAGUGCUUAUUUAAAUAUAUGAUGUAUGUGUUCAAGUUA
Molecule: messenger RNA, 3259 nt
Organism: Lathyrus oleraceus (garden pea)
Lineage: Eukaryota; Viridiplantae; Streptophyta; Magnoliopsida; Fabales; Fabaceae
Product: protein MEI2-like 5
Exons: 13
Coding region: 309-2864 (851 amino acids)
Molecular function (GO): RNA binding
Source: RefSeq, a predicted model, not a curated record